This is a messenger RNA of Saccostrea echinata, 2543 nucleotides long. RefSeq lists its product as uncharacterized. NCBI's taxonomy places the organism in Eukaryota, Metazoa, Mollusca, Bivalvia, Ostreida, Ostreidae. The record is from RefSeq and is a predicted model, not a curated record. Bases 164 to 2437 code for a protein of 757 amino acids. The transcript has 7 exons.
AAAUGUAAAACAUAAUAAUUAAAAUGUCAAGAAGUUAGUAUAGUCGAAGAGAAUGCAUGGUUUACCCGGGGCAUGAAAAAGUAAUUUACCUCCUGACUGAUAAAACUUUGGUCACAGUCUUAGAUUUUGGAGAUUUUUGCAACGCUGGGAAUUCCUGUCUACAAUGUUUGAAUCUGCAAAUGAAAAAUUUAAAAUUGGACCCUUAAACAAUUCACCAUACCCCUUGCUUGGCGAUGAACAAAACAAGGUCACCAGUGCUUACAUUGAGGAUUUUAAAACAGUAGGUUUUGGCCGCAAGGAUUCGCAAAAAUAUCCCUUGUAUAACAACUCGUUUGACCCGAGAAUGUCUUUCCAGGGAUUUGAAAGUUGCAUCUUCAAACAGCAAGAUGAGAAAGACAAUGAACAAACAAAAGCCAGAUUAACAGAAAAUGUUUUCUUAGCUCUUGACAACCCAUCUGCUGUAAUGAAUGACUAUUUAUACGGAUAUAGAGAGUACCUCAAAAACCUAUCGGGCCUGCCCACAAUUCACAUUGGGUCCGGAGAUGACACAGGCGACAUCGUACACGAUGAUGGAUCUCAGGAAUGCAAGCGUCUGUUUCAGCGUAUCCAGUCACAGUCCGUAAGAUCCGUGUUUCCAAUGGAAAAUGAAGCUCGGGAAAAUCCUGCCCUCGAGAAGACUCUCACGGAGACUGACUGCCAAUUAGCAGAAAAUCAUAGCCAACCUGACAGAAUGGAUCAGCUCUGUUUAAACCCAUCUGCAGAUAUUUCAAAGUAUCACACAGAAAACGCAGGUGUAAAUUUAUCGCAGAAAUUACUUGAAAACAUAUGCGACGGCAUUGCUAGAAAGGCUAAAGAGAAUGGCCAGAUAUUGACCCCUACUACACGUAAAUUCCAGUCUCCUCCGGGGUUCUCCUCUCAGAAUUCAGCAAACGAUGGUGGUUCUUUUGAGAACACACAUGUAAUCAACGAAACUGUCAUGAAGGAGUCAACACUAGAAGAGAAAAAAAAUUGUCACGAUUUUUUGACGAAAGAUAAACAUAUGACAGACGAUAGAUCCCAUUUACUAAAGGAACAAAAAGCAGCAGAAAAAAUCCACCACUCAUCCUCGUCAGUGUCCAGAAAUUUACAAGAGGCGGUAGCAAAACUCAUCCCUGAAGAAACUCCUGACACAAAGUUACCGAGUGGAAAAUCAGACAAAAAGUUACCGAGUGAACAACUAAACAAGAAGUUACCGAGUGAAGAACCAGACAAGAAGUUACCGAGUGAACAACUAGACAAGAAGUUACCGAGUGAAGAACCAGACAAGAAGUUACUGAGUGAACAACUAAACAAGAAGUUACCGAGUGCUCAACCACAAGUCCAGUUACCCACAGAAGAACAGCAAGUGAAAGACAAAAAAAUGAAGCACUUAUCAGACGUUGAUGAAGGAACGGCUUCAGCAUCCAAAGAAUCCAACAAUUCAAGUUGGGCUGAGAAGCUGUUUUACAAAGAUGUAAAUGGAAAAGAAAAAAGUUCCAAAGAAGGGAAAUCUGGCUUUGACAAUAACAAGGUAAAAAUGACAGAGAAAGCAUCCAAGGCGAUCAAGUCCAAUUUAAGGCCAAAUUCAGAACCUUUCAUUCCACCAUCGCUUGCCUCAAAGUCCAACAAUGCGCUGCAAGUUCAAAACACAACUUUAUUUUUACACGAGGAUUUUCAGCCAAGACAUUACACCCAAAACCUUGUACCGCAUGCACAAAACAACUACCUCUCCAACAUUCAGCCCGCUUCGUAUCAACAACCGCCAUCACAGAGUAUGUAUAUUCCAACAAACAUACCGCCCCCACCAAUUCACAGUUUGGUCCCGUUCAGUGCCCAGCAGAAUUAUCACAGUCCACAAGAAGCAUUCCAAAAUGCGAACUGGUUUAACGACAGCAGUAUCAUGCAUCCGCUGGAUUACAAGGGUUAUCAAUUCCAGCCACCUCUUCAAAGCCCAGCGACAUUGAUUCCUUCUGUUGUGCCGAACAACCAAUCAUACAAUCAGAAUUAUCCGUACAACCAAGGGGUUAUAAAUUACAACUCCCCAGAAAAUAUGUUGCCUCGUGAUACGACAACAAACGUAGUACCGCAGUAUACAUUCGGUCCACAGCAACUAUUGUCCUCCACCUACCAACAGAACAAUCAGCCCCAGCAUUUCUAUGCCUUCAGAGAAUCCCGUAACAGUUUCCCUUACAAUUACAACAACAACUCGAUUGAUGACAACAACAAUAACAAUAAUAACAAGAAUUCAUUGACAGACAAAGGUUCUAGUUGUCUUGAAGUGGAUGAACGCGUUAUUCCACGUAUUGAGUUCCGUCGAAGUCGGAGCUGUGAGGAUUUGGUAUUAGACGGUUUCAAAGGAAGAACCCGGCCUAGGGCUAUAAGAUCCAACCUGAUAAGGAUUUAUCCUACUCAUAGUUGACUUUUUCAUAAAUAGUUUCUUGCGGUUUUUACGCAGAUAUUCCAUGUUAUUUGAUUUUUAACUUCGUUUUUGAAAUAUAAAACUGUUUCUUGGGUUGCAUUGUAAA